This is a messenger RNA of Soboliphyme baturini, 213 nucleotides long. The record is from the annotation of a GenBank genome assembly. Lineage: Eukaryota; Metazoa; Nematoda; Enoplea; Dioctophymatida; Soboliphymatidae.
AUGUUCAAUUCCGAAUACGUUAGUUACUGUGUCAACGAAAAGGCGACCAUGCCUUUCUUCAGGAUCCUACUUUUGGACAGCGACGGCGGCUGUUCAUAUCUGCACCUGACGACCUCUCGCGAGAUAUCCGUUCAAUCGCCGUCUACCAUGUGCAAAGGCGACAGUGUUAGCGAAUGCUUUGCUUCGAACAGAGCCGACAUAGUGCAAGUGUAA